Messenger RNA from Closterium sp. NIES-65, 5502 nucleotides. The record is from the annotation of a GenBank genome assembly. NCBI's taxonomy places the organism in Eukaryota, Viridiplantae, Streptophyta, Zygnematophyceae, Desmidiales, Closteriaceae.
AUGCCUCUUAAGCGGAAUAAGCUAUUCUCAUGGAGGGAACUUUUAAUGAACCUCCCGCUCCUCUCCCCAUUUCGCCCUCUCCCCCAGCAGGCGGCGCAGCAGCGGCUGGAGGGGGGGUUGAGCCGCGAGCAGGCGGAGUUUGAGGCGAGCGUACGGGGGAAGAAGGCGGAAGGCGGACAGGCGGAAGGGGGAGGGGCGGAGGACCAGCGCCUGGCGCAGCUGGAGCAGGCGCACAUGCGCGCAAGGGGGAUAGUGGAGGCGGAGGGGGAAGAUGAGGGGGAAGGAGAGGCGGAAAAGGAGGGGGAAGGAAAGGCGGAGGCGGAUGGGGAAGGCGAAGCCGCGGAGAUCGCCAAAGCCGCGGAGAUCGCCAAAGCCGCGGGGAAAAGGAUUGCGCAGAGCUCAGGGGAGAAAGCUGGCGGAAAGGGUUUAACCGGGGUUGAGGGUUUAGCGGGGGCUAGCGGAGGGGUUGGUCUGGGGGGAGGGCGCAAAGGGGGAGAAAGAGGGGAAAUGGGAGAUGCUGACGUGGCGAGUGAGGCGGGAGAGAGUGUGGAGGGAGAGAAUGAGGCAAUGAGUGUGGAGUGGAGUGAGGGAGAGAGUGAGGGAGCGAGUGAGGGAGAAAGUGAGGGAGAGAGUGAGGAGCCGCCAGAGAGUCCUAAGGACAUCGGUACACGUGGCUUUAAUCUCCUUAAUGCUGCUCUUAGGAAGACUUAUGAUAAGGCAGGAACACCAGGAGGGAAGGGAGAAGGUAAGGGAAAUGGAAAGGGGGAUAACGCAGUGGAAGCCGGGAAAUCGGCAGGGAAAGCACUGAGAGCCAGGGGAGUAAGCAGAGAGGGGGCAGAGGAGGGGGAGAGGGAGGGAGCAGAGAGGCAGGGAGCGGUAGGAAAGCAGAUAAAGCGGGUGGGCACUAAAGGGAAGAAGAAGGCCGGAGCAAGAGGUUCGGGUGUGGCAGAUAUCUUCCCAGACGAAGCAGGUCCGGGGGAGGGAGGUUCGGCCCGGGCCGCGCCUCGGGAGGUCCGGUUUGCGGAUUUCGGGGGGAUCGACGGGGUGGUGGAGCAGGUUCGGGAGCUGAUCCUGUACCCGCUGGCGCAUCCGGAGCUGUACGCUUGGCUCGGCGUCGAGCCUCCAAGAGGGGUGUUACUCCACGGGCCUCCUGGGUGUGGCAAGACGAUGCUGGCUCAUGCCAUUGCACGGGAAGCGGGAGUGCCGUUUUUCAAGAUCGCUGCUCCUGAGAUUGUCUCGGGCAUGUCAGGCGCCUCAAAAGAUGGAGUGCCGUUCUUCAAGAUCUCUGCUCCUGAGAUUACUUUUGAGGCGCCUCAAAAGCCGUUCUUCAAGAUCUCUGCUCCUGAGAUUACUUUUGAGGCGCCUCAAAAGCCGUUCUUCAAGAUCUCUGCUCCUGAGAUUACUUUUGAGGCGCCUCAAAAGCCGUUCUUCAAGAUCUCUGCUCCUGAGAUUGUCUCCGGCAUCAUAGGAGUGUUGCUGCACGGGCCUCCAGCAGGGUGUGGCAAGACAAUGCUCACCCAGGCCAUUGCACGGGAGGCAGGAGUGCCGUUCUUCAAGAUCGCUGCUCCUGAGAUAGUCUCCGGCAUGUCAGGGGCGGGGUUGGUGGCUUCCAUUGCUGCAGCAGCAGCAGCAGCAGCAGCAGCAGCAGCAGCAGCAGCAGCAGCAGCAGCAGCAGCAGCAGCAGCAGCAGCAGCAGCAGCAGCAGCAGCAGCAGCAGCAGCAGCAGCAGCAGCAGCAGCAGCAGCAGCAGCAGCAGCAGCAGCAGAGGGAUUUUUCUCCACGGACGGACCUCCUGGGUGUGGCAAGACGAUGCUGGCCCAUGCCAUUUCCAGAGAGGCACGAGUGCCGUUCUUCAAGAUCGCUGCCCCAGAUAUCGUCUCGGGCAUGUCAGGUGAGUCUGAGGCGAAGCUACGGUCGCUCUUCUCCUCGGCUGAAAGGGCUGCUCCAGCCAUUCUGUUCAUCGACGAGAUUGAUGCCAUCACACCCAAGAGGGAGACGGCUCAGCGGGAGAUGGAGAGGAGGAUUGUUGCGCAGCUGCUGACGUGUCUUGAUGACCUCCAGUCAUCUCCUGACACGUCAGGGGAGAAGGCGGGGGAUGGAAGAGAGGAGAAGGAGAAGGAGCAGGGGAAAGGGAUGGAGGAAACGGAGAAGGAGCAGGAAGAGAGGGAGAGAGAAAGGGAGAGGGAGAAGAGGAGGAAGUUGAUAGGGCAUGUGGUUGUGAUAGGAGCAACAAACCGUCCAGAUUCAUUGGAUCCUGCGCUGAGACGGGCGGGCAGAUUUGAUCGCGAGAUCUCCCUGGGGAUCCCCGAUGAAUCAGCGCGGGCCCGGAUCCUGGAGGUACUUUCCAGGAAGCUGCGGCUGGAGGGGUCGUUUGAUUUCGGGGUUAUUGCGCGGCGUACCCCGGGGUUUGUCGGGGCGGAUCUGGCCGCUCUUGCGAAAGAAGCGGCGGCUAUUGCGGUGAAGAGGAUUUUUACGAGUAAGGAAGCGGUGCUGGUGGGUGGUGGGAGAUUGGAGGGAGCAGCAGGAACAGGAGUGGCGGCAAUGGCUGGAGUAGGGGAAGGAGGAGCAAUGGAAGUGACUGGAGUAGGGGAAAGGGGAGCAGGUGUUUUAGUAGCAGCAGCAGGAGAAGCAGCAGCAGCAGCAACAGCAGGAGCAGGAGAAGAAGGUGGUGACUGUAUGCUGAGUAGUGAGAGGCAUGGAGGUAUGCUCGCAGGCAUGUGCCUUGUGCAUACCAUCUGCAUCGAGGAAGAGGAGUUGCAGGCGCUGAGCAUCACAAUGGGGGACUUUGAGGAAGAGGAGUUGCAGGCGCUGAGCAUCACAAUGGGGGACUUUGAGAGUAGUGAGAGGCAUGGAGGUAUGCUCGCAGGCAUGUGCCUUGUGCAUACCAUCUGCAUCGAGGAAGAGGAGUUGCAGGCGCUGAGCAUCACAAUGGGGGACUUUGAGAGUAGUGAGAGGCAUGGAGGUAUGCUCGCAGGCAUGUGCCUUGUGCAUACCAUCUGCAUCGAGGAAGAGGAGUUGCAGGCGCUGAGCAUCACAAUGGGGGACUUUGAGGUGCGUUGGGGUGGUGGCAUACCACAGAGUAGUGAGAGGCAUGGAGGUAUGCUCGCAGGCAUGUGCCUUGUGCAUACCAUCUGCCUCGAGGAAGAGGAGUUGCAGGCGCUGAUCAUCACAAUGGGGGACUUUGAGAGUAGUGAGAGGCAUGGAGGUAUGCUCGCAGGCAUGUGCCUUGUGCAUACCAUCUGCAUCGAGGAAGAGGAGUUGCAGGCGCUGAGCAUCACAAUGGGGGACUUUGAGAGUAGUGAGAGGCAUGGAGGUAUGCUCGCAGGCAUGUGCCUUGUGCAUACCAUCUGCAUCGAGGAAGAGGAGUUGCAGGCGCUGAGCAUCACAAUGGGGGACUUUGAGAGUAGUGAGAGGCAUGGAGGUAUGCUCGCAGGCAUGUGCCUUGUGCAUACCAUCUGCAUCGAGGAAGAGGAGUUGCAGGCGCUGAGCAUCACAAUGGGGGACUUUGAGAGUAGUGAGAGGCAUGGAGGUAUGCUCGCAGGCAUGUGCCUUGUGCAUACCAUCUGCAUCGAGGAAGAGGAGUUGCAGGCGCUGAGCAUCACAAUGGGGGACUUUGAGAGUAGUGAGAGGCAUGGAGGUAUGCUCGCAGGCAUGUGCCUUGUGCAUACCAUCUGCAUCGAGGAAGAGGAGUUGCAGGCGCUGAGCAUCACAAUGGGGGACUUUGAGAGUAGUGAGAGGCAUGGAGGUAUGCUCGCAGGCAUGUGCCUUGUGCAUACCAUCUGCAUCGAGGAAGAGGAGUUGCAGGCGCUGAGCAUCACAAUGGGGGACUUUGAGAGUAGUGAGAGGCAUGGAGGUAUGCUCGCAGGCAUGUGCCUUGUGCAUACCAUCUGCAUCGAGGAAGAGGAGUUGCAGGCGCUGAGCAUCACAAUGGGGGACUUUGAGAGUAGUGAGAGGCAUGGAGGUAUGCUCGCAGGCAUGUGCCUUGUGCAUACCAUCUGCAUCGAGGAAGAGGAGUUGCAGGCGCUGAGCAUCACAAUGGGGGACUUUGAGAGUAGUGAGAGGCAUGGAGGUAUGCUCGCAGGCAUGUGCCUUGUGCAUACCAUCUGCAUCGAGGAAGAGGAGUUGCAGGCGCUGAGCAUCACAAUGGGGGACUUUGAGGCAGCAGUGGCGAAGGUGCAACCGAGCGCCAAGAGGGAGGGAUUCACCACCAUCCCCGGAGUCACUUGGGACGACGUGGGGGCUCUGGCAGACGUGAGGGAGGAGCUGGAGUUUUCGAUUUCUCGGCCGAUCAAGUACCCUGAGGAGUAUGAGGCCAUGGGGCUCCGAGCAGCAACAGGCAUCCUCCUCUACGGCCCGCCAGGGUGUGGCAAGACGCUGGUGGCCAAGGCGAUUGCCAACGAUGCUGGGGCGAAUUUCAUAUCCAUCAAGGGUCCAGAGCUGCUGAACAAGUAUGUGGGAGAGAGCGAGCGGUCUGUGCGUCAGCUGUUUGUGCGGGCGAGGGCGUCGUCGCCCUGUGUGCUCUUCUUUGAUGAGAUGGACGCCAUGGCUCCACGGAGAGGGUCCGACGGCAAUGGAGCAGCAGAGAGAGUGGUCAACCAGCUUUUAACGGAGAUGGAUGGGCUUGAGUCACGCAAGAGCGUCUACAUCAUUGCCGCCACCAACAGGCCUGACAUGAUCGACCCAGCACUACUCCGCCCUGGUCGCCUUGACAAACUUCUUUUCAUUCCGCUGCCCGACGCGCCGUCUCGGGCAGCCAUCUUGUGCACUCUCAUUCGCUCGAUUCCCCGAGCAGAAGACGUGAAUGUUGAGCUAAUGAAUGAGCUGGCAGGUGCUGGGGGUGGUGUGUCAGCAGGUGCAGAGGCAUGGGGGGCAACAGCAGCAAGGGAGGCAGCAGGGGCAGCAGCAGGGGAAGAAAAGACUGGCAGUGCGGAGCAGAGAGGAGGAGGAGGAUCAGCAGGAGGAAGGGGAGGAGAGAUAGAUGGGAGUGUUAGACGAGGGGAGGAAAGGGCAAGGGCAGAGGAAGAGGAGGGGCAGAAAGCAAGGGGUGGGAAGGUGGGAGGAAAGACUCUGGGGGCGGGUAGAGGACGCAAGGCCCCCUGUGAAGGAUUCAGUGGUGCUGACCUGGCAGCCCUGGUGCGAGAGGCGUGUGUGACGGCACUACGAGAGCGCAUGUCCAUUCGACACACAGAAGCAGAAGCAGCUCAGCUUCACCCUACUGCUUCUGCUCCUGCGACUGCCGCCGCCGCCGCUGCUGCCGCCGCCGCUGCCGCUGCUGCUGCUGUUGCUCCUCUUCCUAUUGCUGCGUCGACUGCUGCCGAACCUGUCGCCCCUGCUGCCAUGUUGGACAAGGGGCCGCAGGCUUGGCCCGGACCUGUAGUGGAGGCUCGGCAUUUCAAGAAGGCACUGACUCGAAUUGUCCCUUCGGUUUCUCCUCAGGAUAUCAAGCGCUACGAGGACCUUCGCCGCAACCUUAGGGGUGCGCGUUACCACAUCGCGGAAUAG